AUGGAUACAGAAAAUAAUACAAAUGAAGAUUUUUACAGACCCAAGACAUUCCUUCUGAUCGGGAUCCCGGGCCUGGAGAUGGCCGAGUUCUGGAUGUCCAUUCCAAUGUGUAUAAUGUAUGUCCUGACAGUCCUGGGGAACAGUGCCAUGCUCCUCAUCAUUAUGCCCCAGGAGACCUUUCAUAAGCCAAUGUAUCUGUUCCUCUGUUUGUUAUCCAUUAUUGAUCUGGUGGCAUCAGCGACCACAACCCCCAAAAUCCUCUGUAUCUUCUGGUUCAAUGACAAGGAGAUUGCCUUCGAUGCGUGCCUGGCUCAGCUCUUCUUCAUCCACUCCCUCUCCAUGAUGGAGUCCACUAUCCUCCUGGCUAUGGCAUUUGACCGAUAUGUUGCUAUUUGCCAUCCCCUCAGAUACACUUCUAUCCUGAGCAACUCCACCAUUGUCAAGAUUGCAAUUCUAGCAAUGAUCAGAGGUUCCUUAUUCAUGGCUCCUGCUCCAUUCCUGAUCAGGAGGUUGUCCUACUGUAGAACCAAUAUCAUCGCGCACACGUACUGUGAACACAUGGCUGUGGUGAAGAUCGCAUGUACUGAUACAACCAUCAAUAAGGUGUAUGGUCUGACUGUGGCCCUGCUGGUGAUAGCUGUAGAUAUCAUAUGUAUAACUGUGUCCUAUUCGGCCAUAGUCUGGGCAGUCUUCCGAUUGUCCUCCAAGGAGGCCCGCCACAAGGCUAUGGGCACCUGCGCCCCUCAUAUCUGUGUUAUCCUCAUUUCUUAUGUUCCUGCCCUCUUCUCCUUCUUCACACAUCGGUUUGGACACAACAUCCCUCUCCAUAUUCACAUCAUUCUUGCCAAUCUGUAUAUUCUGAUCCCACCCAUGUUCAACCCAAUGAUUUAUGGGGCAAGAACCAAAGAGAUUCGCAGAAGGAUCAUUACGGUAUUCACACACACACAUGUCUUUUCACACACUUUUGCUCUCUGGGUAAUCCUUUUGACCAAUCCAUGUUGUUACGCCUAG
Messenger RNA from Hyla sarda, 1011 nucleotides. RefSeq names its product olfactory receptor 52P1-like. The record is from RefSeq and is a predicted model, not a curated record. Lineage: Eukaryota; Metazoa; Chordata; Amphibia; Anura; Hylidae. Gene Ontology annotation, biological process: G protein-coupled receptor signaling pathway. Gene Ontology annotation, molecular function: G protein-coupled receptor activity; olfactory receptor activity. The coding region runs from base 1 to 1011 and encodes 336 amino acids. Gene Ontology annotation, cellular component: membrane. The transcript has 2 exons.